Tupaia belangeri chinensis (Chinese tree shrew) is the source of this 1084-nucleotide messenger RNA. RefSeq names its product ATPase H+ transporting V1 subunit G1 (gene ATP6V1G1). Gene Ontology annotation, molecular function: ATP hydrolysis activity; proton-transporting ATPase activity, rotational mechanism. Gene Ontology annotation, biological process: synaptic vesicle lumen acidification. Lineage: Eukaryota; Metazoa; Chordata; Mammalia; Scandentia; Tupaiidae. The coding region runs from base 127 to 483 and encodes 118 amino acids. Gene Ontology annotation, cellular component: vacuolar proton-transporting V-type ATPase, V1 domain; vacuolar proton-transporting V-type ATPase complex; synaptic vesicle membrane. The record is from RefSeq and is a predicted model, not a curated record. The transcript has 3 exons.
UCACGUGACAGAGGGCGUGUUGCCGUCUCUGCGCAGGCGCAGGUAGUGGGCCGCGGGUCAGCCGACCCAAGGGGCCCUCUAGCUAGGUAAGGCCGCUCCCCGCGCCUCGGAGGCGCCGCCGCCGGCAUGGUUAGCCAGUCGCAGGGGAUCCAGCAGUUGCUGCAGGCUGAGAAAAGGGCCGCCGAGAAGGUGUCCGAGGCCCGCAAGCGAAAGAACCGGAGGCUGAAGCAGGCCAAAGAAGAAGCUCAGGCUGAAAUUGAACAGUACCGCCUGCAGAGGGAGAAAGAAUUUAAGGCCAAGGAAGCCGCGGCUCUGGGAUCCCAUGGUAGUUGCAGCACUGAAGUGGAGAAGGAGACCCAGGAGAAGAUGACCAUCCUCCAGAACUACUUCCUGCAGAACAGGGAUGAAGUCUUGGAUAACCUGUUGACCUUUGUCUGUGACAUCCGGCCAGAAAUCCAUGAAAACUACCGCAUAAAUGGAUAGGAGAAGAAUGACGUGCCUGUCCCAUGGAUUGGUGUCUUAGAUGCCCUCAUGGAAUAUGAAGCAUUACGGAGCUCCAGUUAUAUUCUUGGGAAAGGCAUUAAAUUAUUUCUGUAUAUUAUAUAGCAGGUCCUUUCACUUUUUGCAGAGUAGCAAAUCUAGCUUCUUUGUACAGACUUAGAACUUACCCAAAGAAUUUAUCUUUUUACCUCAUAUUUCUUAGAAAUUUAAUGGGUGUAUGUUGUUUUCCUAUGCCUUUAGCUCAAGCAACAUGUAUCUCAAUGUUAACUUUUUCUGUUUUAGAUCUAGUAAAAAAGGAGAUUCUUUGAAGAAAGAAAGGGAUUAAAUAUAUUUUUUUUCCCUAGUGCUUUCUUGAAGGUCAGGGGCUUUAUCUAUGAAAAAGUAGUGAGUAGUUACUUGUAACCUGUGUGAAGCAGCAGCCAGCCUUAAAAUAGUCCUUUCCGGCUAAAGGAUAGAACAGAGACUACUAGUGUAAUCGUUUGGGCUGCCUUUAAUCAGAUAGUAGAUAGAAUUCACAAACUUGUUACAUGUUAUUACUUGGUGUACUGAUAUCAUUUAAAAGUAAAAGACUCUUUGUCAUGAA